Molecule: messenger RNA, 1026 nt
Organism: Telopea speciosissima
Lineage: Eukaryota; Viridiplantae; Streptophyta; Magnoliopsida; Proteales; Proteaceae
Exons: 1
Coding region: 1-1026 (341 amino acids)
Source: RefSeq, a predicted model, not a curated record
AUGAUCUUCCUUAUUCUUCGAGUAGAUCAAGAUGUCAUCAAUAAAAACAAUGGAUUGACUGGCUCUACUUUGGAGCUCUGCGGUCUGAUUCUAUUUGGAAAGUCUCUUCCUCUUCAGAUGCUUCUUGGGUUUGGCGCAAAAUCCUCUCUCAGGUCGACAGCCCUUAAAGCAAUUCAGUCCAAGAUUGGAGAUGGUUCCUCAACAGCCCUUUGGCUGGAUUACUUGCACCCAAAGGGUAUCCUCAUUCACUCGGUCAGCAACAGAGCUAUUUACAAUUCUGGCCUAAGCAGGCAAUCCAAGGUUGCUGACAUCUUAUCCAAUGGGGACUGGUGUCCUCCUUCUACCACCCACCCGGGUCUUUUGGAAGCCUGGAAUGCUUUGCCCUCCAUCCCUAGAAGGACUGGGAGGUGUGACUGUGUUUCCUGGACUCCUUCACCCUUGGGGAUUUUUAAAUUAAAAGAUGCUUGGAACCUUGUCCGGAUUAGAAGUGAUCUAGUUCCCUGGAGAAAGCUUGCCUGGUUCGAGGGCCACAUCCCUCGACAUAGCUUUACUGUUUGGCGUGUCUUUAACAACUGCCUCCCAACGCAGUCCUUCCUCCGCCACCGUCAGAUCCCAGUCUCCCCUUCGUGUAGUCUUUGCUGGAACGCAACGGAAGACACAGACCAUCUAUUUUUUGAUUGCUCUCUUUCCUCGGCUAUUUGGAAGGGAAUCCUUGGCAAAUGUUGGCCUCGCAGUCGAAGAAUCCUUCCCUUCUCUAGGGAAUGGUUGUGGAUUGAUAUGACCUUCUUGGGCUCCACGUUAUGUGACAUAGUUGGUAAACUUGCUUUUUGUGCUACCAUCAACCAAAUUUGGAUGGAGUGUAACAUUAGGAAAUGGACUUCCAACUCCAGGACUGUUGGCCAGAUUUGGGAAUCCAUCUCCUUUGACAUCAAAGGAAAACUCACAAAUGUAACUUCCCGUUGUAUUGAUUCCCCAAGGAACAGACAUAUUGUUGUCUCCUGGGAUCUGCCCCGUUCUUCCCUCUAG